Anopheles nili is the source of this 1785-nucleotide messenger RNA. Its product is annotated as beta-1,4-glucuronyltransferase 1-like. The transcript is spliced from 8 exons. The record is from RefSeq and is a predicted model, not a curated record. Lineage: Eukaryota; Metazoa; Arthropoda; Insecta; Diptera; Culicidae. Bases 1 to 1785 code for a protein of 594 amino acids.
AUGCGUCGUAACUGGCUCCUGCGCUGCAGCAUCCUGAUCAACGUGGCGGUGGUGCUGUACAUCGGCAGCCAUCUGCUGAUCGGCAGCGGCAACUUUGCCCUCGGUCCGGCCUACAUCAUAUCGGACGAGGUGCUAAAGCAACCGGCUGCCGAGCAGUUCAAACCGUACCUGCCGGCCCAGCAGCGGUUGCUUGAGGCCGAGCAGCAACUGUUCGAGCAACAGCAACAACAGCUCUUUCUACAACAACAGCAACAGCAGCAGCAGCAGCAGCAGCAACAGCAACAACAAUCACCUCAACAAGGACACAGUAGUUUAGUGUUAAAAAUUCAAGAAAAUGGGAUCGGUGUGCAGGAAGUGUUUCAACAGUCGCAACCCCAGCGACAGCUGGUUGCAAGAGGUGCCCACCAACAGCAGCAACAGCAGCAGCAGGAGCAGUUGAUGCAGGAAGCACGAGAUGUAGAUAACAGUAAUCUUAAUGUAGACGAUAGUCGUUUCGAUGUGCCAACGGAGAAGAGCACCGUCCGGAAGAUGGUCGUCGGUGGGGAUGUGCUCUAUCAGGACGGCCAGCAACUCGCCGGCGUGGGACCGGGUGGUGGAGCAACGGGUGUGCUAAAUGGUAGCGAUAUCUUCUCCACUACCGCAUCCAUGGACGUGGAUGCCAAGCUGAGAUCACUGCUCAAUUGCCAUGACCGCGACUACGAACCGUACAUCGGCCAGCGGGGUGACUUCUGGGUGUUGCGGAACUACAUCCGCGCCGAACACGGUGACUUGCGGUGCCACGAAACAAUCACCUAUACAACACACGCAGAUUACACGUUUCUGGAUAAUUUAGUACCACUUCUGGAGAGGUGGAACGCUCCAGUUAGCCUUGCGCUUCAUGCACCGGGCACGGAUUUUGUGCCCACGAUCAAUUCAAUAAAAUAUCUAAGAGACUGCAUACCAGAGAGUCAUUUAGUGCGACAGUUUGUCACAUUUCAUAUUUAUUUUAGUAGUAAACAUAUUCCAAAAUUUGUUCCUAAACACAAUCAAGUAUUAGAUACGUCGUACAACUGCUCACUGGCGAUACCAUAUUUCAACGUGUCGGUGGCGCAGCUAUACAAGACGCAGAAAAAGCUGCUCUAUCCCGUCAACGUCGGUCGCAACAUUGCACGAGACGCGGCGAUGACACAUUUCCUCCUAGCUAGCGAUAUCGAAUUGUAUCCUAAUCCGGGUCUAGUUCAUAAGUUUCUGGAGAUGAUCGCACGGAACGAGCCUGUGUUGCAGCGCAAGAAUCCACGAGUCUUUCCUCUGCCAAUAUUCGAGGUAGAUAACAGUUCACCGGUGCCACGGGAUAAGGCCGAGCUGCAAGAACUACUGCGGUCCGGCAAAGCGAUUCCUUUCCACAAACGUGUCUGCUCCAGUUGUCACGGUGUGCCGAAGUCCAAAGAGUGGAUCGCUGCCAAUGAAACCGACGAUUUGGGCGUGUUUCAUAUCGGCAAACGAAUUGGCUAUUUCGUUCAUUGGGAACCGAUCUACAUCGGAACACAUGCCGAUCCGCACUAUGACGAGCGGUUAAGCUGGGAAGGAAAAAGUGAUAAAAUGACGCAGGGCUAUGCACUGUGCGUCCUCGAUUACGAUUUCCACAUUCUCGAUAACGCUUUCCUGGUGCACAAACCGGGCAUCAAGGUCCUGAAAAAGGACCCGAAGCGAGCGAUGCUGGCGGCGAAAACGAACCAGCUGAUCAAGAAGAUCAUCUACCCGGAGCUGCAGGUCAUGUACGGAACGCGCAAGGGCUGUGCUGUAUAG